Messenger RNA from Gilbertella persicaria, 3635 nucleotides. RefSeq names its product ras guanine nucleotide exchange factor domain-containing protein. Bases 64 to 3396 code for a protein of 1110 amino acids. The transcript has 7 exons. The record is from RefSeq and is a predicted model, not a curated record. Gene Ontology annotation, cellular component: plasma membrane. NCBI's taxonomy places the organism in Eukaryota, Fungi, Mucoromycota, Mucoromycetes, Mucorales, Choanephoraceae. Gene Ontology annotation, biological process: Ras protein signal transduction; positive regulation of GTPase activity. Gene Ontology annotation, molecular function: guanyl-nucleotide exchange factor activity; protein binding.
CUCUUCUUUUUCUCUUUUUCUUGCGCGAAAUACAACUUCACCCGUCGCCAUAUCACAGAUAACAUGUCAGGAGUAAAAGUUAUAUGUCGAGUUCAGGCACUUUAUUCCUUUCAGUCAAACGAUCCCUCAUCGCUUUCUUUUGCUCAAGAUGAUCUUAUUGACGUCUUGAACAAGCUGCCUUCUGGUUGGUGGGAUGGCUUAUGUAAUGGUGUUCGAGGUUGGUUUCCUAGCAACUAUGUCAAAGUGAUUGAAGAACAACCUGAUGAUGAAGAAGACAUACUUCCACCCGAAACAAGCAAUAAACAAGAUGAAUAUCGUCUCAGUAUGGUCUUUACUGAUCAUACCACCGAGAAUUCAAUGCAGGGCAGUAACUGGAUCAUGCAGCGAACAGAAGAUGGUUCUGGCAUUUAUUAUUACAAUCCAGUCACUGGCGAAAUGAAGGUCAAUGAAGAUGAAACAAUCAAAUACAACUAUGUUCGUGAAUCUACCAUGUUGCCAGACAGCGAAUAUGAAUCUGACCAUGUAUCUACCAUUGAUUUGCCAAGCUGGUCUGACCAAAGUACAACACAUUCUUCUAUUGAUGAUAGGCAUUGGAUCCGUGUAACACCACAACAAAGCAAGCCUUGCUUUAGCGACACAAACAGUAUUGCUUCUCGAUCUUCUAACGAAAUGAAACACCCUAUUCCUCCACCUCAGUUAUUACCAAGAUCACCCUCUCGUAGACCUUCUGUACGACGUAUUGAUGCUUCAGAGCCUCUUAGUUGGACUAAGCUAUCGAGCAGUAUUGCUAUUGCUCUUCACCAACUCACAUCAGCAGCUAAAAAUGGCCAACAUAAUAUGUAUUACAAAAACUCAGUUGACAUUGUGAAUUCAAUACGAUUCAUGUUGAUGGCCUCGUCUACUAUCGAUAAAGAUUCCAAUUACAUUAAAUCAAACAGUACACUUCGCUCUCAUCAUCGUGCUAUGAUGGCCAGCAUGUCCAAACUUGUCUUGACCGCACAGACUUCCCACACUGCAUUUUCCACAGACGAUGAACAUCAAAUCACAGCCAAUAAACUAUUGGCUGAAUCCAGCGAACUUUUAAUGAUGGUCCGAAACUUUGUAAAUACAUGUCAAGAACUCAAGGUGCCUUUGACUCAUGCAGACCCACAAUGGAUCGAGGACGAAGAAACAUUGACCUCAAGAAGACCUUCCAACAGCAACCGAUAUAGUCUUCAAGUCAAUUUGGCUGAAAACCUAGAAACCAUGGGUACUUGUAUUCAAGAUUCUGCAGAGACAAUCAUCAAAUGUAUUGCGUUUACUUUAAAAAAAGAAGAAGACAAUACAAGUCUGUCGCAGGACGACAGAGCAUCAUUGGCAGCACUGUUAUUUACUCAUUUUAGAAACCUCUCUAACCAAACAGGGUUAUUUUUGGGCUAUUUGGAGGAGACUGAUUUUUCAGCUGUACAACAACAAGCUGAAAUGAACGAUCUUAAGUUGGGUAAGCAGGCCUUAGCAGACGGUCUUGGUCUUUUGUUUUUCAAGCUACAAGCCUUGACAAGCGAAGAUAAGGUUAACUUUCAGACAAGUUUGAGAGAGACAGAAAGUGCUGCUGGUAGCUUGUUUGAACCUAUCGAACAUAUCUGUGAAAGUGUGCAUCGAUUGGCCACGAGAAAUCGCAGCAGAAGCAACAGCACAGCUUCCUUUUUAGCGCUGCCCGAUCCCAAGACAUUAUCUAAAAAGACAUCCUCACUCAACACAGACGAAUCUAUUAUUCACGAAGACGACGAAGACGACGAAGACGACGAAGACAAACAAGAAGGCGAUACUACACUGCCAGAUGAAAACGACCAUGAUAAGCGCAGCAGUAAAAGUAGCAGUGAGAAGAUCAGACCAUCUGUUGAGGUCAUGGAUCGCCAUAAAUCUGAGUUGCCGCUCCAAUCACAGCCUGGAUUGCCUUAUCCUAUGCAGCGAUCUCAAACUGCGCCUGCUACUAAACAGACUUCGUCUAACAAACUCAAAAAAUUACUUGGCGAUGAUGCACCUUUGACUGCAGAAGCAGUGGCAGCCAGUACACCAACGAAACCCACAGCAGAGGAACGCCCUGCUUUCCUUGAAUACGACUAUGGACCCAAUGAUCUUGUAUUCAACAUGGAAGGCAAUGUCAAAGGUGGUACCUUGCCUGCCCUUGUGGAGCGACUCACCUUACAUGACUACUUGGACAUGAACUUUAUUAACACUUUCUUGUUAACUUACCGAUCUUUCUGCAAUUCUAUGAAAUUGAUGGACUUGUUAGAAGCCAGAUACAAUCUGAAAUGCCCGCCUGAUUUAACUGAAGAAGAAGCAUCUGUAUGGGAAGAAAAGAAAUUGAAACUCGUUCGACUUCGUGUGUUCAACGUGCUCAAGAAUUGGCUUGAAUUCUAUUAUUAUGAAGACGAUAGUGUUCUUCUAGACCGCCUCUUGGACUUUACACAGACAAAUAUUCGCAAUACGCUUAAGUUUUCAAACGGUCAGUUGGAAUCAUUGAUCGAAAAGCGUCGCAAUACAAAGGCCACCGAGAACGGCAGUCUAAAGAAAAUGAUCUUGACUUUGCCCGACCCGCCGGAGCCUAUUCUGCCUAAAAACAGACGCCGAUUUAAGCUGUUAGAUAUUGAUCCACUCGAAAUGGCAAGACAACUUACGAUCAUGGAUUUUAAGUUUUACAGUGCUAUUCGACCCAUUGAAUGUCUGGACAAGGCCUGGUCUGUUCAAGACGAUGAAAACAAUCUGGCUGUCAAUGUGCGUGCUUCGAUUGAAUACUGUAACCAAGUGACUUCAUGGGUCUCUGAUGUUAUCCUAAGUCAAACUGAUAUCAAGAAGAGAAGUGUCUUGAUCAAGUAUUGGGUACAAGUAGCAGAGCGAUGUCGAGCUCUUAAUAACUUCAAUACAUGUAUGGCUAUCUUGUCUGCGUUUGACAACAGUUCUGUAGGUCGAUUAAAACGUACCUGGGAAGCUGUAGGCACAAGGACAACUCAAAUUUUGCAAGAUAUCCGUAAACUGAUGGGUGCCAAUCGUAACUUUAAUGCCUACCGUGUCUUUAUUCACUCUAUCAAUCCACCCUGUAUUCCCUUUUUGGGUAUAUACCUCCAAGAUUUAACAUUUAUUGAAGAUGGUAAUUCAAAUGAACUCAAGAAGAGCAAGGAUUUGAUUAAUUUUGCCAAGAGAGCCAAAACGGCUGAAGUCAUUCGAGAAAUUCAACAAUAUCAGUCUUCUUUAUACCAAUUAAAGCCAGUAGAGGAGUUGCAAGACUUUAUCAAGCACAAUUUGAAGAGUACCCGAGAUGAAGAACAACUGUAUAAAGAAAGUCUAAAACUAGAACCAAGAGAACGUGAAGAUGAAAAAAUCACUCGUCUUUUGCAAGAAUCUGGAUUCUUGUAAGCUAUAUACACCAAGAAAAAAGUCUCUUCAUUCAUUUCGUUUUUUUUAUAUAUCUUAUUUAUUCUAAUCUCUUUCUGUCUUUCUUUUCUCGCUCUCAUUACACAACACUCUCCUUUGUUAUAUAUUUAUAUUUAAUUCAUAUGUUAAAAAAAAAUUAAGCAGCAUUUUGACAUAAACACAAGCCUUGUCAGCUACUUUCUUGAUUUUUCAAAAUAAACGGUCAAACCAAUAUGUUAAAG